Messenger RNA from Sander lucioperca (pikeperch), 2004 nucleotides. Its product is annotated as prolyl 4-hydroxylase subunit alpha-1-like. Gene Ontology annotation, biological process: peptidyl-proline hydroxylation to 4-hydroxy-L-proline. The coding region runs from base 135 to 1808 and encodes 557 amino acids. Gene Ontology annotation, molecular function: L-ascorbic acid binding; procollagen-proline 4-dioxygenase activity; protein binding. The transcript has 15 exons. NCBI's taxonomy places the organism in Eukaryota, Metazoa, Chordata, Actinopteri, Perciformes, Percidae. The record is from RefSeq and is a predicted model, not a curated record. Gene Ontology annotation, cellular component: endoplasmic reticulum.
AAAAAGAAGAAGAGGAAGUAGCUACAGUGUAUUUGUUGCUGCUGGCUUCACUGUGAAUCUGAUGCGACAUCAAGAGGCAAUUUGGGGAUUUUCUGGACUUUUCUUUUUAAGCCGACGAGGGAUUUCUUGUUGUCAUGGGUCUUUUCGGAGAUACAUACGGUUGGAUGGUGAUCUUCAUCCUCCUCUUCUCCUCUUCUUCGGCUCACGGUGACAUCUUCACCUCCAUCGGUCAGAUGACCGACCUCCUGUUUGUGGAGAAGGACCUGGUCUCCUCCCUGAAGGACUACAUCCGAGCAGAGGAGAGCAAACUGGAGCAGAUUAAAAAAUGGGCGGACAAACUGGACGUCCUGUCUGCGGCGGCCACUCUGGACCCCGAGGCCUUCCUGGGACACCCGGUGAACGCUUUCAAACUGAUGAAGAGACUGAACACGGAGUGGGGGGAGCUGGAGAGCCUGGUGCUCACCGACACGUCCCACGCGUUCAUCUCGAACCUCACCAUCCACAGGCAGCACUUCCCAAACGAUGAGGACCAGACCGGAGCCGCCAAAGCUCUGACGCGGCUGCUGGAAACCUACCGGCUAGACACCGACACGUUCUCCUCCGGAGAGCUGCCAGGCUUGUCCCUCUCCUCCCCUCGCAGCUCUCUGACGGCGAGCGACUGCUUUGACCUGGGGAAGGUGGCGUACUCGGAGGCCGACUACUACCACACGGAGCUGUGGAUGAUUCAGGCGCUGAAGCAGCUGGACGCGGGGGGCGGGGGGGCCGUGGACGCCGUUGCCGUGGAUGCCGUUGCCGUGGAUGCCGUUGCCGUGGACGCCGUCACCAUCCUGGACUACCUGAGUUACUCCGUCUACCAGCAGGGGGCGCUGGAGAGGGCGCUGGACUUCACCCGCAGACUGCUGGCCCUCGACCCGACGCACCAGCGAGCCAACGGAAACCUCAAGUACUUUGAGUUCCAGCUCGCCAAACAGAGGAAGGCGGAGGAGAGCGAGGGGGAGGAGGGGGAGGCGAGGAAGAGGAGGGAGACCCGGGGUCGCCCCCCCGACUACCUGCCCGAGAGGAAGAAGUACGAACAGCUGUGCCGCGGCGAGGGAAUCAGGAUGACUCCUCGCAGGCAGAGCCGCCUCUUCUGCCGUUACCACGACAACAACCGCCACCCGAUGUACGUGAUUGGUCCGGUGAAGCAAGAGGACGAGUGGGACCGCCCCCGCAUCCUCCGAUACCACGACAUCGUCUCGGACGCCGAGAUAGAGCGAGUGAAAGAGCUCGCCAAACCCAGGCUGCGCCGAGCCACCAUUUCCAACCCUGUCACCGGUGUUCUGGAGCCGGCCCACUACCGCAUCAGCAAGAGUGCCUGGCUGGGAGCGUUUGAACACCCCGUGGUGGACCGGAUCAACCAGAGGAUUGAAGACGUCACCGGUCUGGACGUCACCACAGCAGAGGAGCUGCAGGUGGCUAACUACGGCGUCGGAGGACAGUACGAACCUCACUUUGACUUCCGACGGAAAGAUGAACCAGAUGCUUUUGAAGAGUUGGGGACAGGAAACAGAAUCGCCACCUGGCUGCUCUACAUGAGUGACGUACCGGCAGGGGGCGCCACCGUCUUUACUGAUGUCGGAGCUGCUGUCUGGCCCAAAAAGGGGACGGCCGUCUUCUGGUACAACCUGUUCCCCAGCGGAGAAGGAGACGAUCGGACCAGACACGCUGCCUGUCCUGUUCUGGUCGGAAACAAGUGGGUGUCCAAUAAAUGGAUCCAUGAGCGAGGACAGGAGUUCAGGCGGCGCUGUGGCCUCCGUGAGACCGACUGACCGCCGCUCUGAUGUCACAUGUUCACCUAAAACCGCCCAAAAUCUGGUUACUGUUACAGUGACAGCAGCUGCUUUUAUUUAUUUUUUUAUUCAGAUUUUAUUCAAAUUGUUAAAAGGGAACUUCAGUUUUUUUUUUUCAACCUGGACUUUAUUUCCAUGUUUUUGUGUCUAAGUGACUGAUGGGAACAACAAUGAA